AUGGAAGAGCACAAGCCAAUUGAGCAGGGCUUGGUCAACGCAGGUGUGGAGGAGAACCGCCACUGGGCGAACGAGGACGAUUCUUCAUUCGAAACCUCCUCGUCCACUGACACUCCCGUGUCGGACGCCACUCCGUCUUUACCUAAGGAGGAAUGCCCUGAAGUCGACAACGAGCGUCCGAGCAGCAUAUCUGACUUCGACCGGCCGUCGUCUGUCCGCUCUGGGUCGUUCUUCCAGGAAUUGUCCUUCGACUCAGACUCUCCUCGAGGCAGCUUGGCGUCAAGUCGCCUUAGUGGUGUGUCUGGCCCGCAUGACGAGUCCCCUGCUGACCCGUUCCGCUCUCGUGAAGAUUCGUACGCUGACUCCAAUCGGUCACGCGGUGAUUCGUACGCCGACUCGAUUCGAUCGCGCAACGAUUCCUACGCUGACGUGUUCCGGUCGCGUAAUAACUCGUACGACGAAGUGCUUCGCUCCCGUGGAGACUCGUAUGCUGAUGUUCCGUCCAAAACGGAGUUUGAUGAACACAAUCUGAGUGACGAAGAGACCCACAACACCCCCAAGUAUUUCGAUACGGACAGCGAUAGAGGGAGCUUCAUCAGUGACUCUCCUGUAUCCGGCCAGAACAAGAUUGACAAAAACGAAGAGCAGGAAGAAGAGCAAGAAAGUCGCAAGAAAACGGGCAGUCGUUGGCGCGCCACGAGCGUGCUCAGCGCGCUAUCAAGUCGUCGAUCGAGCAAGCCCACGAGCUCGCCGACGUCAUCCCUCGAAGACGAGGAGAAGGGCACGGAUCAGAUGAAGAACCGCUCGAGCACGUUGCCUUCAGUCGCUGCCAGCGGCUUGAGCUCUGUUGCUGGAAUGCUCAACCGCAAGCUUUCGAUCCCGGUGGGCAACAACAACACUACCAAGUCCUUUGAGGAAGACAUUGAGGAAGCGUCCGUGUAUUCGCCGCCGGCGCAAGCUUCCAAGAGCAAGUCUCGUUUCGGCCGCUUCACUGCGCCAACUGUGUCCAAGCCGGCAUUCCCGACUCGUUUUGCGUGGAAGAGCCGAGGUCGACGCGAUACGAACGAGGACGACGACACCAGAGCCGCCUAAUCUAUCCGACUGAAGACAAACUUGCUGGAAGGCAUUUACGCAUCCACGACAUGUGUGCGUGGACUCGUUUGUGCGUGUACUUUAUGGCUCAAAUAAACAUGUUUUAGCUACGUCAA
Molecule: messenger RNA, 1208 nt
Organism: Phytophthora infestans T30-4
Lineage: Eukaryota; Oomycota; Peronosporomycetes; Peronosporales; Peronosporaceae
Exons: 1
Coding region: 1-1092 (363 amino acids)
Source: RefSeq, a predicted model, not a curated record